ACCUUGCGUACGGAGAUGUCCUCUUCCGCGGCGAGCGAGGCUACCGCGGCGACCACGGCGCUGCUGAAGAAGCGAGAGAGGACGCAGAACUGGAUCCCGGAGGAGAAGAGCGCCCUGUUCGACCUGAUCAAGCAUCACGUGGCCGCGAUCGAGAACAAGAAGAUCGACGCGGCCGCGUCCGCGACCAAGUCGCUCGCCUGGCAGCAGAUUUACUUGGCGUUUCGCGGCCGAUUCUCGGCGGACCGGGACAUCGUCAGGAUCAGGGAGCAGUGGCGGAGGAUGAAGGCGCAGGCGAGGAUGGAGAUGUACACGUACGCGGAGAAGGUACGGACCCUGGGGUCGGAAGCGGCCGCCAAGUCCCGUCCGUCGAAUCUGUCGAUCGAGGUGUGGCGGCUGAUGGAGAGCGUGCGCAACAACGACUGCGAGAUCGCCGAUCGCUCGGACGACAGCAGUCAGGAUAACGAGAAUCCGACCAGUCGGAUGUCGAUUAACGCGAUCCUGGACAAAUUGACGUUGCCCACGGAAACGUCAGGGCCGGUGCGGGAGAUUAAGAUCGAGGUGACCAGCGAUACCGAGGACGAGAACAGCCACGGCGAGCUGUCGCGAAAAGUAUCGGUGGACCAUUUCUCGCGGCGGAAGCGACCCAGGAUCGCGGCCGUGGACGAACCCGUUGAUCUCGUCGAGCAAAAGAUCGCUUGCCCCGACAGCGUGUCGACGUCCCGCGUCGACGAUGCGUUGGAGCACAGCGACGCGAGAAACGAGCCGUCCGUCGGCUGGAACGACGACUCGGCGGCCUGCGACAGGGAUAAAUCGGCGCAGAGGGCGACGUGGAUCUUCAAGUCUACCCAGCGCGAGCACGAGCUCAGGAUGCGGAUGCUGCACAUCGAGCUGGAGCGCGCGGAGCUGCAGAAGCAGACCGCCGUCAACGAGCUGAAAACGUCCGAGUUCAAGAAGCAGCUGGUGCAGGAUCAGCUCGACGAGUACUACAGGUCCGAUUGGUACCGGAAAAGCUCCCCAGCUUCCAAGCCGAACGACUUUUCGACGGUGCUCGCCCGCGAGGCAGACUCGUGUCUCGUAGCCGGCACUUUUCCAGCGCACACACUGAUGUAUCGCUUUUAUACGCACCAAGCGAGAAUGGCUGGAGAACGGGGCUCGGGUGCUGGCAAGGGAGGCGGUACCGGUGGUGCUAUUCGUGACGCUGGUGGUUCUUUCGGGAAGAUGGAAGCCGCCCAUGAGGACCAGUACUUCUACAAUCUGCAAAAGGAACAGCUGCGGAAGAUGCGGGAGAGCCUGCACGACGAGAUCUCAUUCCACGAGGAGCAGAUCAAGCGCCAUCAGGAAGCUAUAAAUCGCCACAAAAAACGGAUCACGGAUAUGGAAACCAAAGAAUGAGCUAAGAAAUUAUAUUAGCGUGAUACUCUCGACCGAUCUCGGCGGCUAUGCUAUUAUCUCGACGCAACGAAGAUAGGCCGAAGAUAGAAUAGAGUAUCACAGUCUUCUUAUGUAUAAACUGUUUCAUUAUAUAGAUAUUAAAUACAAUGCUCUUAAUACAUACAGAUAUGUUAUUUGAGCGUUGAGAAAAUUGCGUUUCCUCGGAUAUUAUACGAACCGCUUAUUUUGGCGAGGCCGUCGUACGACGGUCUGUUUGUACUUUAAACGUCUGGGAGGUAUACUUGGUAAUAAAACGUGUUUUUCAUUGUUGCUUAA
Vollenhovia emeryi is the source of this 1707-nucleotide messenger RNA. RefSeq lists its product as uncharacterized. Gene Ontology annotation, biological process: negative regulation of ATP-dependent activity. The transcript has 7 exons. Lineage: Eukaryota; Metazoa; Arthropoda; Insecta; Hymenoptera; Formicidae. The coding region runs from base 16 to 1392 and encodes 458 amino acids. Gene Ontology annotation, molecular function: ATPase inhibitor activity. The record is from RefSeq and is a predicted model, not a curated record. Gene Ontology annotation, cellular component: mitochondrion.